CCUUACUGUACCAGGACUUUUGACUGUGUGUGUGUGUGUAGAACAUGUAAGCAUAGUGCAGGUACUUAGUACCACUGGAGUGUGUCAUAUACCUUUAUGACACAACACAGCCUCUACAAGGCACUGAAUGUAAUAGCAAACAUUGUACAAUAUCACUCCCUGGGAUUGUACAAUAUCACUCCCUGGGGCUAACCUGGUUGAAUAAACGGUCAUUGUUUUAUGUAAUAUCAAACAGUCUACAAUAGCAGUCCCUGAGUUAGCAUGGUUGGAGACACGGUCCGUGUUUGGAGGAUAUUAUUCUUUAAGAACACUAACAGUGGUGCUGACCACCUCAGCGAGGCUAAUCACCACAGACUGCAAUGGCAGCAGCAGCAUCCACGAGACCACAUGAUGCGAUGGCCUGUACGAGUGAGGUGAUACCGGCGGAGAGACAGAACACAGAGUACAAUACUUUAAGUGUCGAGGCUGCCGCUGGUCCCACCGUUGCCACCCAGCGCAGUAGCGACAUGGUGUGUGGUGUGUGUUUUGAGGCGGUGCUUGAAAAGGACAAUCCGAGGGAGCGCCGAUUCGGAAUUCUGCCCAACUGUAGCCACUGUUAUUGCCUGGAGUGUAUCCGCACGUGGAGAACGGUGAAAUGUCACGAUAUCAAAACCGUUAAAUUGUGCCCGGAGUGCCGAACUAGAUCGCACUUCUUCAUCCCGAGUGAUCACUGGAUCGAAGAUGAAGAGGACAAGCUGAAACUGAUACAGACGUACAAAGAUUUCCUUGCGAGUAAACCGUGUCGAUUUUAUGAUCGAGGUCCUGGUACUUGCCACUUCGGCUCAAAGUGCUUCUACAAACACCACUGGCAGGAGGGAGUCCAGGAUGGAGUCCAGGAUGGAGUCCAGGAUGGAGUCCAGGAUGGAGUCCAGGCCCACAGUUUCCAGCCCCAGACUAUACAUCCCAUGUGGACGAUGGUGUGGACCGAGAACGGUUACACCUGGCGAAUGUCAUCUGAGACAGAACAACAGGACACCGGGUACCAUUUUUACCUGAAUCAAAUGUUGCUCAUGUUGAUGGCUGAUGACAAUUGAACGUAUUCAGCCUAUUAAACGUCUGCUGCGUUAGAGCUAUAGCUAUUAUCCACAAAGCCACAACCUAGGGAUGGACUGUCCUUAUUGGUAAUAGGCAUUUAUGAUUUUGUUGUCAUAUACAUGCAAAGUUCUGUAUUCCAACAAUAAUAUCACCUUUGUCUCUUUUUAACACUAAUUGCUAUUUUUGUACACCUGGGAUGAUGUUUAUUGUGUUGAUGUGUCAUUAUUACAAAAAUAAAGU
Molecule: messenger RNA, 1314 nt
Organism: Salvelinus namaycush (lake trout)
Lineage: Eukaryota; Metazoa; Chordata; Actinopteri; Salmoniformes; Salmonidae
Product: probable E3 ubiquitin-protein ligase makorin-1
Exons: 1
Coding region: 360-1073 (237 amino acids)
Biological process (GO): protein polyubiquitination
Molecular function (GO): metal ion binding; ubiquitin protein ligase activity
Source: RefSeq, a predicted model, not a curated record